CCCGAGGGCCCGCUGCUGUGAGCCCGGAGCCCGGCUGUUGACUUCAUUUCUAUUUUAAGUACACCAAGAAAAAUGGCUAACAAUCUGCAGCCACGCACCUACUCUGCAGAUCUCUAUCAGUAUUGCCUGAAGAAAAAUUUGCAGGUUGGCUAUGAAGAAGUCUCAGUGACUGGACCUCCUCAUAACCUUGAGUUUACCAUGAAAGCUGUAGUAGGAGACAGAGAAUUUCCAGAAGGUAAAGGCAGAUCCAAGAAAGAAGCAAAAAAUGAUGCUGCCAGGCUAGCUCUUGACAUUCUAGAAAAUGAGGCUAUGAGCUCUUCAACAUUACCUGUGUCACCGCAAUCACCAGAAGCGUCAGAAACAAAAAUGUCAUCCUCUACAAAUUAUAUAGCCUUUUUUAAUACCUAUAAGCAACAGAAAAAAGUCACUUUAGAUUUUGUUAUGGAGACCGUGUUUGAACCUUCUGGAAUUCCAAGAUUUUCUUGUAAAUACAUCAUUGGGGAGAAAAUGUAUGAUGCUGGCUGGGGAUCUAAUAAACAAGAGGCGAAACAAUCUGCAGCCAAGAAAGCAUAUGAGCAAUUAAUAUUAGGCAACAAUUCACAGGAUAUGAGCUCUUUUAUGUCACCUCAACUAUCUCAACCCUCAAGAGUCUCAGAAAGCAAAACAGCACUCAGAAUAAAUUAUAUUGAUCCUCUGAACCAUUAUGCACAAAAGAAUGGAUUCACUCUGAAUUUCCAAACACAAACAAAAUUGGAACCUUCUGGACUUACAAGUUUUUCUAGUGUCUGCAAAAUUGGGGAUACAUCUUAUGGCCCUGCUACAGGAUCUAGUAAAAAAGAAGCAAAACAAGGGGCAGCUAAGAUUGCAUGUGAGAUGAUGAAGUUAGGUGAUGCUUCUUUACAGAAAAGUUAUUCAGUACUUUCUUCUGCUUAUGCCACUCUUCAGACUGAUUCUAGCAAAACAUCUCCGGGUCCAUCAACAUUAAAUGGUGUGGUGUCUGAAAGAGGAUUCUCAGAAGAUUCUUCAGAAAGGAAUAGUAAUGGUAGUUUACAAAAUAUUUCUUCAUAUUCUCUGAAAUCUACUGGAAGUAGUCAACAGAAGUGUAAAAGACCUUUGGCAGCUACUUUUGAUAGACCACCUUACAAUAAUGAGAAAAAAGAAUGCAGUAACAAUGAAAGGUUUCUCAAGGAUUUUUCUGACAUAACACUACUUAAUAGUGGUGGAUAUGGCCAAGUUUUUAAAGGAACACACAGAAUCGACAGGAACUCUUAUGCCAUUAAACGUGUUGUGUUUGAUAAUGAGAAAGUAAGGCGUGAAGUAGAAACUUUGGCCAAACUUGAUCAUGAAAAUAUUGUUAAAUAUAAACAUUGUUGGGUUGGAGAUGAUAAUUAUGAUCCUGAACGGAGUGGAGGUUAUUCAAGGUCAAAGAUUAACUGCCUCUUUAUUGUAAUGGAAUUCUGUGAAGGGGGGACAUUAAAAGAUUGGAUUGAUCGUGAAAGAUGUAAUGAACCAGAUAAAGCUUUGUCUUUGAAUUUAUUUCAACAAAUAACAGCAGGAGUGGAAUAUAUACAUUCAGAAAAAUUAAUUCACAGAGACCUUAAGCCAUCUAAUAUAUUUUUAGUAGAUAAAACCAAAAUAAAGAUUGGUGACUUUGGACUUGUAACCUCAUUGAAAAAUUUUGAGGAUCGGACAAAAGGUGUGGGAACACCUAGUUAUAUGAGCCCAGAACAGAGAAAUGUCCAAGCUUAUGGGAACGAAGUGGAUAUCUUUGCAUUGGGAUUAAUCCUUUUUGAACUUCUUUACAUAUGCCCCACUGCUCAGGAAAUGUCAAGGAUCUGGGAUAAUGUGAAAAAUUGUGUCUUUCCAGAAGAAUUUGGCAAGAAGUACCUUAAAGAGAAACUGAUACUAAUGAAGCUACUUUCAAAAAAUCCUGAAGACAGACCCAAAGCAUCAAAAAUCCUGAAGAUACUGAAGUCAUGGGAGAAAGAAGAGUGUGGUAGAGAGCCUAUGCAUUCACAUUCAUAUUAGGUGCUUUAUUGACGUAGGUUGGGCUCUCAUAUUCCCACCUCUGAAAUGUGGCUUAUUUUGCAGUUUCCGGAAUCCAUUGGAGAGCAUUGUUGUUCAGUCGUUUCAGUUGUGUCUGACUCUUUGUGAUCCCAUUUGGGGUUUUCUUGGUAGAGA
This is a messenger RNA of Trichosurus vulpecula (common brushtail), 2181 nucleotides long. It is a transcript of the gene EIF2AK2, whose product is annotated as eukaryotic translation initiation factor 2 alpha kinase 2. The record is from RefSeq and is a predicted model, not a curated record. Bases 73 to 2028 code for a protein of 651 amino acids. Gene Ontology annotation, biological process: protein phosphorylation. Gene Ontology annotation, molecular function: ATP binding; double-stranded RNA binding; protein kinase activity. The transcript has 18 exons. Lineage: Eukaryota; Metazoa; Chordata; Mammalia; Diprotodontia; Phalangeridae.